Molecule: messenger RNA, 5593 nt
Organism: Pungitius pungitius (ninespine stickleback)
Lineage: Eukaryota; Metazoa; Chordata; Actinopteri; Perciformes; Gasterosteidae
Product: zinc fingers and homeoboxes protein 1-like
Exons: 8
Coding region: 948-3728 (926 amino acids)
Biological process (GO): regulation of transcription by RNA polymerase II
Cellular component (GO): nucleus
Molecular function (GO): DNA-binding transcription factor activity, RNA polymerase II-specific; DNA binding
Source: RefSeq, a predicted model, not a curated record
GAAAUUAUAACAUCUAGUAUAAAAAGGGGGUCAAAUGUAGAAUACCAUCGUUAACUUCCGUUUAACGAGGAUACCUUCAAAAUAAAUCCUUAGAAAGUAAACAAAACAAUACAAAAACACGUAAUGAAGCAAUUAAUAGAUACAAAUGUAUUCGGAAAAAGAAAAUAUGUCACAUUCAAUACACAAGUAGUAAGAAAGCAGUAUAUAAAGACAUAUAAAUAUUCAUUUGCGAAAAAUAAUGGUUUUAUUGAUUAAUAUUAAUCACAGACACACCGCUUUUCAUCAAUAUAAUACACUACUAAAAAUGUAAGUUAGGAUUAAAAGUAUCUACAUGGUUAUUAAAUAUUAAAAAUAGUAGUAUUCAAUAGUUUAUUUUGAGCGCAAAUAACAUAUUCAUUUUGUUUUAAAAUGGUCCAAGGAGUUUAUGACAGCAGUAUAUAAUUGAUGUGCAUAUCCCAGAAUCAACAACCAUGAUACAAGUACUUUUAGAUUUUAAAUGCAGGAAUAUUAUUUGUAAGAGUAGUGUUGCUACGUUGCUCACGUUAGUUGAACUCUAGCUAAAGCUUUUAUUUUGGAAAAUAAACCGAACCGGAUGUGUUUGUUGGCCAUUGCUCGCUUGGAGCGGCGGUAUGAAAAAAAUGGCCACCGUCGGAUUCGGUGAACUAUCGAUGGCGUUUUUAUUAAACUGUCCUUUUUAAUAACGAAAGCAAACGAGCGAACUAUGCGAGUCGUGCUGCUGCCGGCGGACAACCGCAGCUAACAGGCGCUAGCUUAGCUCGUCCACCGCCGUCGGAGGGGCUCUGCGUCCGGGGCUGAAGCAGAUGGGCUCCUCGGUGAAUUCGGGCUGAAAGGCGGAAGACUGCGCAUCAACACAUCGAGCCAGAGGCGCUACAGAGCUACAGCGAUUCACCCGACCACCCCCCGUUAAGGAGGCUGAUUCCCCAGAGAUGGCGAGCCGGAGGAAGUCCACCACCCCGUGCAUGGUCCCUGCCCGGGCCGCCGUGGACUCGGACCAGGAGAUGGACGACGUGGUCGGCGCCGCAGAGUCGCAGGAGUGCGACGGCGCCGAAGAGGUGGAGGAGGCCCCCCCGGACCACAGCCUGGAGCCCGGCGCCGCUGAGGGGGGCUACGAGUGCAAAUACUGCAGCUUCAGGACAUCGGAGCUCAACCUGUUCACGGUGCACGUGGACACGGAGCACCCGGACGUGGUCACCAACACCUCGUACGUCUGCAUGGAGUGUGACUACCACACCAAGAGUUACGACACGCUGCUGGCCCACAACGCUCGCCUCCACCCGGGCGAGGACAACUUCACCCGCACGAUGGUGAAGCGCCACAACGAGACGGUGUUCCAGCAGACGGUCAACGACCUCACCUUCGACGGCGGCUUCGUGAAGGUGGAGGCGGAGGAGGAGACGGAGGAGGAGACGUCCCGCAGCAGCAUCGCUCUGAGCAAGACGCCCAUCAUGAGGAUCAGGAGCCGUCCGGAGCACAAGAAGUUCGCCGCCCUGCACAGGAUGGCCCUCGACGACGUCAUCAAGGUGGAGAGCGGCGAGGAGGGGGAGGAGGAGCCGCCCACGCUGUCUCCCGUCCCGACCGCCGCCCCCCCGCGCCUCAUCCCCGUCUCCGCCCCGCUGCAGGUCCACGCCGUCCCACAGAGCAUCGUGGUCAACAGCUCCAACAUGCUGCAGUUCAGAGGGGGGUCAGGCGGCGGCGGGGGGGGUGGCGUGCUCCCCCCCGGGACGCUGGCCCAGGUGCUGUCGGCUCUGCAGAACCAGCAGAACUGCAGUCAGACGCAGCUCCUCAUCCCCAUCAGCAGCAUCCCCACCUACAACACGGCCAUGGACAACAACGUCCUGCUGGUCAGCGCCUACAACAGGUUUCCGUACCCUUCGGUCUCGGAGAUCAUGGGUUUGUCUUCGCAGACCAAGUUCAGCGAGGAGCAGAUCAAAGUUUGGUUCUCCGCCCAGCGGCUGAAGCACGGAGUGAGCUGGACGCCGGAGGAGGUGGAGGAGGCGAGGAGGAAGAAGUUCAACGGCACGGUGCAGACCGUCCCUCAGACCAUCACCGUCAUCCCCGCCAACAUCGCCGCGGCCGCCAACGGCCUCCAGUCCAUCUUCCAGACCUGCCAGAUCGUGGGCCAGCCGGGCCUCGUCCUCACGCAGGUGGGCGGCAGCGGGAGCGCCGUCCCGGUCUCGUCCCCCAUCACGCUGACGGUCGCGGGCGUCCCCGGCAACCAGCCCAAAGCCGCCGAGCCGGCGGCCACCGAGUCCAAGACGGAGAUGUCGGCCGGCGCGGCGCUCUCCCUGGACGCGGCGGCCAGGCCCAAGAAGUCCAAGGAGCAGCUGGCGGAGCUGAAGGCGAGCUACGGCCGCCGGCAGUUCGCCACGGAGGCGGAGAUAUCGCGGCUGAUGCAGGUCACCAGGCUCUCCAAGCGCGCCAUCAAGAAGUGGUUCAGCGACACGCGCUACAACCAGAGGAACUCCAAGGACCACCACGGCCUCCCGCUGGGCGAAGCCGCACCCGGCAGGGCGCCGGGGGGGGGGCGAGGGGGCGCGGGGAGGAACAGUGGGGGCCUCAACGACGGCGACGGCAACAACACCCCGGGCGCCGCCUCCACCUCCACCAUCGUCAUCGACUCCAGCGACGACGCCGCCAGCGACUGCUCCCCGAUGUCCGGAGCCGCCUCGUCCACCACCAACCCGCGGGUCAAGUUCCGCCACGCCUUCCCCGACUUCACGCCGCAGAGGUUCAAGGAGAAAACCCCGGAGCAGCUGCUCGUCCUGGAGGCCAGCUUCCAGAAAUCCGACACGCCCCCGGACGAGGAGCUGAGCCGGCUGCGCGCCGCCACCAAGCUGACGCGGCGCGAGGUGGACGCCUGGUUCACCGAGCGGCGGAAAAUGCCCGCCAAGGAGGAGGAGGACGAGGAGGACGAGGAGGAGGAGGGGGCCUCGUCCUCGACGCGAGAACGCCAGAGCACGCCGCCCUCCGGCAGGAAGGUGGUGAAGAAGACGCCGGAGCAGCUCCACAUCCUGAAGAAGGCCUUCGUCCGCUCGCAGUGGCCGACGUCAGAGGAGUACGACCAGAUGGCGGAGGACAGCGGCCUGCCGAGGAUCUACAUCGUCAACUGGUUCGGAGACACGCGCUACGCCUGCAAGAACAGCAACCUCAAGUGGUACUACCUGUACCAGAGCGGGAAGGUGGACGAGGCGCUGAACGGCGGCCUGAAGACCCCGAAGAAGUCCAGGAAGCGGUUCCGCGGUUGGUCCAGGAGGACGCGGCGGCCGUACCCCUGCAAACGCUCCCCACAAGAGGGCGCCGCCACCAUCAAGGUGAAGUCGGGGAAGUCGUUCCUGAAGGACUACUUCCUCAAGCACCGCGGCCUCAGCGAGAGAGACCUGGACGACCUGGUGACCAAAUCCAGCAUGAGCUACGAGCAGGUGAGGGACUGGUUCUCCCAGACCGCCACCAGGGUGGAGGAGGGCCGGGAGCCCUUCAGCGAGGAGGAGGAGGAGGAAGACGAAGAGGAAGAGGUGGAGGAGGAAGAGGUGGAGGAGGAGGGGGUGGAGGAGGAGGUGGAGGAGGAGGAGGAGGAUCCUGCAGACAAUGAAGGAGAGAUGGAGCUGAAAGAACAAGGAGAAGAAGCCACUGAAGAUGAGGAGGAGGAAGUGAUCCAGGAGGAGCCUCAAGGUGUCAGCCAAUCACAGCCCCCCGAGGAGCAGACAUGAGCUCAGAGUGUUUCCUGCCAUAGCAUCAUCGUUACCGUGGAGACGACGCGUGUCAGUGUUUCUCAGCUGGCGGUUCGGGAUCCAAAGAUGGCCACCAGAGGCAGAGACAGGAAGUCACGGCUCGGCUGGAGGAGCGUUUGGGUCCCGACGCGACUGAGAAGCACUGAGAUGAUGGAAGGGACUCAGCAGGAAGUUUCUUCCUGAGGACGACUUUAGGGACCAAUCACACGGCGCAGUGAGUUCAGCCUGCACGGACAACAAGGCUUUUAUUUUGGCGAGUACAACUGGGAUUUUGUGUCAUUGUUUUCUUACUCAAAAAAGUGUUUUUAAAGUGGAGGUGAGACCUCGCACGGUUUUUUCUCAAUAAUUAUAAAUAACUUCUUGCAGAAAGGACCAUUUUCUAAAGUGGACGUCUCAAAACAAUGAGAACAUAAAAAUUGUUUUAUCUGUGAAUAGACUGAAAUUAGUGCCAUUCUGUUUAUAAAUACUUGAUAUGAAUUAAAGAAAUCAGCGCUGGAUUGAAUUCCACAAUCCGUGUUUUGACUUUUUGUAUUUCUUUUUUUUGUGACAACUAAAUGAAAUGGAGACUGAAUCCAUGUCUUUUAUUCUGCUUUGAGUUCUUUUGAUGGUUUCCAUGUGAGCAGCGGUUUGGUUUCACUUUGUGAUUUUACCUCCAAACGAGGAAACACAACUAAAGGGAGAAAUCCACCUUAAAGUCAGAAAGAGCUUUUUUACUUUAAGUGUUUGGAAUCAGCUUUUAAAAAGGCAGCUGACAUAAUAUUCAGUUAUGUAUAAACUCCUCACCUACCGUUCAUACCGGUGUUGCACUAAUAAUUGUACAUUUACGCACUGCAUUCUGGGUACAGCUCACAACAAGAAGGAACUCUGUUGCUACAUGAAAACACAGGAGGACCAACCAGAGACCAGAGAUGCUCCAACAUUACCCACAAGCCUUUUGGGCUCAAUGAAUGAAUGUGUUUAAAUACCGUCACACACCUUCAGAAUCUCAAUACCUGGAUGUGGAUCUUGGUCCGUACGAUGCAGCCCGUUCAAACAUAUCGAUGAGCUCAGUGUCGCUAACGCUAACAGGCUGAAUAUGUUCUUCAGGUUGUUCCUCAUUUAACGGACGAAUCAUAAAUCAAGAAAGUUUAAUGCUUUUAAUGCUCAAAAGCAUUUUCAGAGUUUCUGAUCUGGUGGAAGAUGUUUUUUUAGGUGGAUUUUUCCUUUUAGCUCCUAGAACAAUAAAAACAAGGAUGUUACACAUUUCUUCAUUCAACCAACGAGCAGCAGUCAAAGGGAGAUGAAAUGGUUUUAUUUGUGUCCUCGUCCAAAAAGCUAAAAGGCGUUUGUGCUUCUUCAGGAAACCAACUUUACCUCCUGCGACUUUUACACUUUAACCUUUUAAUACCGAAUGCAUGAAAAGCUUCUCAGGCGCGUCUCGUUUUUGCCCCCAAAGUAAAAAACAAUUAAACAGCAAAUCAUAUCAAGGCGCGUUUAUCUGCUCAAAUAGGGGUGAACUAUGGAAACGACAUCAGGAGCUACAGAUGAUAUUUUAGCGACACAGAACUUUGUAACUUUUCAUAUGGGGGGGGGCAGCUUGUGUUUUUCUUUCUUCUGUCACAUCAACAACAAUCAGCAUCUUUUGAAUUUAUUUAUUAACAUUUGUAUUUCUACACUGAAUAAAAAGUCUGUAUCCAAAACAAUUUGACGGUUUUAUGAAUCUCUAACAUUAUCCUGCCUAUAGAUGCUUCAAGACUUGGGUCAUGUGACCAUCAGGGGUCACCUGACCCUCAGAUGAGGGAGAAUCCGAGGCAAUAUGCCGCUUCGACUUGAUUCAUUUGACGUUUCCAGCAGCAAUGGAUGAA